Messenger RNA from Lampris incognitus (smalleye Pacific opah), 2393 nucleotides. RefSeq names its product COMM domain containing 8 (gene commd8). Lineage: Eukaryota; Metazoa; Chordata; Actinopteri; Lampriformes; Lampridae. The record is from RefSeq and is a predicted model, not a curated record. The transcript has 5 exons. Bases 304 to 834 code for a protein of 176 amino acids.
CUAGGCUAGGCUAGCGUCCGCCGCCGGCACAGCGCCGGCUAGGCUAGGCUUGUGUCCGCCGCCGGGAACACCCAUCUGUCAUGCAGCCCGCUCACGCACACCGCUGCUGCGGAGCUAUACAGUCUAGCGCAGCGCUGCUGCGGAGCUGUACACUCUGGCGCACCGACGACGCCAAGAAACUCCGCUGCGAACCCGAUUCCGGUCGGAAUUACUCGUUCAAAAUAAAAUAAAUAAAAUAAAAAAGUAGCCGCGUGACUGACAUCAGCUGAGCGUGACGCAGCAAGAGGCGGGGCUAAAUAAAACAUGGUGGCCUUACUGACCAGGUUACCGCUGGCGGAAUGUCUGCAGCUGUGUCACAGGAUGGUGGACUGGGUGUGCGGCCAGGAGCCCCCACGUCUGGUAGACUACAGUUCCACCUAUAACCUGGACGAGUGGCUGGAGCUGCAGAACUCCCUGUCUUCCCUCUUCCAGCAGGCUGUGAGGAACAACAGCUCUGACGAAGAGAUGCUUGCAGGGUUCACGUGUGAGGAGAGCAGCUACAGAGAGGCUCUGCUCAGCGUGCUGAGGGCCAGACAGGAGGAAAUCCACCGAGCUCUUGUGGAGAAAACCAACGCCAUCUCCAGCAGUACUCUUCAAGACUUUGACUGGCAGCUUAAGUUAGCCCUCUCCAGCGAUAAGAUCUCAUCUCUCCAUACUCCUUUGUUGAGUCUCAGCUUGGAUUUGAGAGAGAACGGAGCCCUCCAUCCCGUCACCGUGGAGAUGAACAGAGAGGAGCUGCACACACUCAUCAGCUCGCUGGAGGCGGCCAAUAAGGUGGUGCUGCAGCUGAAAUGACCACCCCGUCAUGGAGAUUUGUUUUCUCUUUGUCAACAGACCACAGGAAGUGCAUCACCAUGACGUAAAUACUGUACAUAAGCCUUAUAUAAACCACAUCUUCAUGUAUGUGGUCGUCAAACGCGCAGCACAGAGGGCGGAGGCGUCAUGUUGGACCACAAACCAGUUUGACCAGCAUUGCUGUAUUUUGUAACCCAUGGUAGUCUUUUGUACUCUUGUGUCCUUUGUGAUUUUUUUCUGCUCUCAAAUAAGUAAACUGGAAUGGAUGCAUCUUUGGCUUUUGAACCUACUUAUUCAGCUUCACUGAACUGCUGCACCCACCAACAUGUGAAGCAUGGCGUAUGCAUUCUGUUGGAACUGAGACACAGCAGACAGUUUUUCAGCUUUAUUUUGAAUGAUGGCUAGCUACCAUACAGUAAACACUAACUUGCCCCGUUUUCACCACAUCUGCCCUGCGAUACGGCAGCUCAAGAGCACGUUCAGUGAGUCACAUGGAAGAGAAAGUCCAAAGGGGACAAAAGUGUUUGUUAGUCACAUUUGGGCCAAGUGUAAAGAUUCAUUACAGUUUUCACAAGCAUUCAGUUGGUGUAGAAUUAUGCAUUUAGCUGGUGAGCUGUAAACUCAAUCAUCAGGACAAAAAAGCAGUUUUAGUUGAUAUUUGACAAGCGCUCUUCUGGAUAAGAUUCAUACUUUUUGAUUAAACACAUUAUAAACGCUACAAAUGAAUGACAGGGAGGCACACAGCUACGAGCAUGUACAGUGCUUUGCAAAAGUAUUCAACCCCCUGACAGUCAUCAGUAAUGUCUGGAUUAUAAAAGACACUCACGCAUCUGUUCCUGAACAACACUGUUGUUGUGAACCCAUAAGCUCUAACACGUGUUCCCACAGCCAAAAUAACUUGCGUUUCACUGACUUUAUAUUAAUAAAUUAAAAACUAAAAUACAGUGUUUGCAUAAGUAUUCAACCCCCACAUAUCAGUACUUUGUAGAGUACCCUUUUGCCGCAGUAACGGCCGUGAUUCUCUUGGGGUAAGUAUGUACAAGCUCUGCACAGUCUUCUGGAGUAAUUGUUGCCCAUUCGUCUUGGCAGAACUUGUACAGGUCUUGCAGUUUGGUGGGAUGGUGCCUCUGGACUGCGAUUUUCAGUCUGCCACAGAUUUUCAAUGGGUUUGAGGUCCGGACUUUGAGUUGGCCACUCCAGAACGUUCACCUUUUUGUUGCUGAGCCAUGCCAUUGUUGCUUUAGCCUUGUGCUUUGGAUCAUUGUCCUGCUGGAAGGUGAACCUUCUCCCAAGCUUCAGUUUUAUGGUAGACUGCAACAGGUUGUAUAGUAGGUUGCAGUAUCAUGAGGAGGCAAGAUAUAAGUUUACUGGUUUAAUAGAGAACGACUGGUACAUGGGUACACUACAAUCAGAUGCGCUGUCACUACACUGAAUGCCCUCUAGCGGCAACGUAGCAUUUAUAGGCCACUGUAUUAAUGCGAACAAUAAAGUAGUCCCACAACACAUCGCCUUUCCUUUGAGUCUUUGAGACAGUGCUUUCUAUAUGAACAUAUUAUAAG